Hypanus sabinus (Atlantic stingray) is the source of this 4214-nucleotide messenger RNA. RefSeq names its product zinc finger protein 16-like. The coding region runs from base 559 to 1368 and encodes 269 amino acids. The record is from RefSeq and is a predicted model, not a curated record. Gene Ontology annotation, biological process: regulation of transcription by RNA polymerase II. NCBI's taxonomy places the organism in Eukaryota, Metazoa, Chordata, Chondrichthyes, Myliobatiformes, Dasyatidae. Gene Ontology annotation, molecular function: DNA-binding transcription factor activity, RNA polymerase II-specific; RNA polymerase II cis-regulatory region sequence-specific DNA binding. The transcript is spliced from 2 exons.
CCAUAGGGCCAUGCUGAAGCGCCGAUGAAAUGCGCAGGCGUCAGGCUGAGGCCGUCCCUGAGUUUCACGCAUGCGCGCAGUACACAGAAGCCUUUGAAAACGUCGGUUGCAGGUUAAAAAUGACAAGGAAUUUCUCUACGGGAAUCUCGAACACAACACGCCAGAUUUGCUGUCUUUGUCCAGAUAUUUAAGAAGCGGAGCAAGGGAAUCACUCGAUCAUCCUUCCUGCUCAGACUGUGGGGAGGGAUUCACUCGAUCAUCCUUCCUGCUCAGACUGUGGGGAGGGAUUCACUCAAUUGUCCGACCGACUGGCACGCCUGUCAUUUUACAAAGGGGGAGCCCAUUCCCCUGCUCAGACAGUGGGAAUGGAUUCAGUCGGUCUUCUCAACUAAAGGUACAUCAGCAAGUUCACACUGGGCAAGGCCACUCACCUGUUCUGUGAUUGAGAAGCGAUUCAGUUGGUCAACCCACACGUGGACACACCAGUCAGUUCACACUGGGCAGAGGCUGGUCAUCCACUGAAUUUGUGGGGAAGGAUUCACUCGGUCAUCUGUCCUAAUGGCUCACCAGAGAGUUCACACUGGGAAGCGGCCAUUCACCUGCUCGGACUGUGGGAAGGGAUUCACAUACUCAUCUAAACUGAAGGUACAUCAGCGAGUUCACACUGGGUAUAAGCCAUUCACCUGCUCAGAAUGUGGGAAAGGAUUCGCUCAGUCAUCCGAACUACGGAGUCAUGAACGAGUUCACACUGGGGAGAAGCCGUUCAGCUGCUCAGUCUGUGGGAAGAGUUUCACUUUGUCAUCUCUCCUACUGAGGCACCAGUCAGUUCACACUGGGGAGAGGCCAUUCACCUGCUCAGACUGUGGGAAGGGAUUCACUCGAUCAUUCUCCCUACAGAGACACCAGUCAGUUCACACUGGGGAGAAGCCAUUCAGCUGCUCAGACUGUGGGAGGUAUUCACUGAGUCAUCCCACCUACUGGUACACCAGUCAGUUCACACUGGAGAGAGGCCAUUCACCUGCUCAAUCUGUGGGAAGGGAUUCAUUCAGUCAUCUCAUCUACAGAUACACCAGCGAGUUCACACUGGGGAGAGGCCGUUCACCUGCUCAGUCUGUGGGAAGGGAUUCACUCGGUCAUCCCACCUACAAGCACACCAGUCAGUUCACCCUGGAGAGAGGCCAUUCACCUGCUCAGUCUGCGGGAAGGGAUUCACUCGGUCAUCCACCCUACAGAGUCACCUGCAAGUUCACCCUGGAGAGAGGCCAUUCACCUGCUCAGACAUUGGGAAAAGAUUCAGCCAAAUCCAAUGAAUGUGCAUCGUUGAGUUCACACUGGGGAGAAAGUUUCGAUAAGCUGCAUGCUGGAUAAUUGUCCAUCUCUGUUGCUGAAUGCAAUUUCAAGAGUGACUGUUGGUGCUGAACUCUGCAAUUAUUGCUGCUGCUCACCACACCCAGUUCUGCACCCUGGUCACUGGACAUGGGAGGAGUUUCUUCUGCUGCACAUUCACCUUUAAUGGGACUGGUGUUUAGUACUCUGGAUCUGAGAGAAAUAAAUCCGUUAAUUUUAAACUCUGUCUUUGGUAAUUAAUUGAACUUAUAACACACCUAGUAUACAGUAGAGAGUCAACGUAGGCCAGCUUACCCUGCCAGUGAUUCAUUUCUAUGACAGUCCUAAUAAAUCUUCCCCUGUUGUUCAUCUCUCACUCUCCCUGUGGUGAUGGGUUCCAAACAGUCACAACUCUGUGGGUGAAGAGGUUUCCCUUGAAUUUUCUGCAGACUGAAGAAGUGGAGCUGACUGCAGCUCUGUCUGAGAUGUUCUUCACCCCUCCAAUCUCUGGGCUGAGGAAGAAUGACAUUGUUAGUUAACCUCCUUUAUCACGAUUCAUUUCCACAUUAUUGGUCACUUUCCCUGCUUCUGAAGUGUUGUUGAAAGCACCACUGUCCUCUAAAAUUGACAAUAGACAAUAGGUGCAGAAUUAGACCAUUCAGCCCCUCGAGUCUGCACCGCCAUUCUGAGGUCAUGGCUGAUCAUUCACUAUCAAUACCCAGUCCCUGCCUUGUCCCCAUAUCCCUUGAUUCCCCUAUCCAUCAAUACCUAUCUAGCUCCUUCUUGAAAGCAUCCAGAGAAUUGGCCUCCACCGUCUUCCGAGGCAGUGCAUUCCACACCUCCACGACUCUCUGGGAGAAGAAGCUCUUCCUCAACUCUGUUUUAAAUAACUGACCUCUUAUUCUCAAUCCAUGCCCUCUGGUACUGGACUCUCCCAACAUCUGGAACAUAUUUCCUGCCUCAAUCCUAUCAAAUCCUUUAAUUAUCUUAAACGUUUCAAUCAGAUCCCCUCUCAAUCUCCUCAGUUCCAGUGUGUAUAAGCCAAAUCACUCCAAUCUCUCUGCGUAAGACAGCCCUGCCAUCCCAGGAAUCAACGCUGCACUUCCUUAAUUGCCAGAAUGUCCUUCCUUAAACCUGGAGACCAAAACUGUACACAAUAUUCCAGGUGUGGUCUCACCAGGGCCCUGUACAAAUGCAAAAGGACAUCCUUGCUCUUGUACUCAAUUCCCCUUGUAAUAAAGGCCAACAUUCCAUUUGCCCUCUUCACUGCCUGUUGCACUUGCUCAUUCACCUUCAUUGACAGAUCAACUAGGACUCCUAGGUCACUUUGCAUUUCUCCCUUACCUAACUCUACACCGUUCAGACAAUACUCUGCCCUCUUGUUCCUGCUUCCAAAAUGGAUAACUUAAGAUUUAUUCACAUUGGAUGACAUCUGCCAAGUAUCUGCCCACUCACCCAGCCUAUCCAAGUCUCCCUGUAUUCUCCUAACGUCCUCUUCGCAUGUCACACUGCCACCCAGUUUAGUAUCAUCAGCAAACUUGCUGAUAUAGUUUUCAAUGCCCUCAUCUAAAUUCUUGACAUAAAUCGUAAGGAGCUGUGGUCCCAAUACAGAGCCCUGUGGUACCCCACUAGUCACCUCCAGCCAGUCCGAGAAACACCCAUUCACUGCUACCCUUUGCUUUCUAUCUGCCAACCAGUUUUCUAUCCAUGUUGAAACCCUGCCCCCAAUGCCAUGAGCUCUGAUUUUACUCACCAAUCUCCUAUGUGGCACCUUAUCGAAUGCCUUCUGAAAAUCUAGGUACACUACAUCCACUGGCUUACCCUCGUCCAACAUCCUUGUUACACCCUCAAAAAACUCCAACAGAUUAGUCAAGCAUGAUUUGCCCGUUUUCUCCUUCCCUCCCUUCUUGAAAAGAGAUUGAAAGCAGAAUGGGAAACCAUUAGUUGGAUGUUCAACGAAGCUGGGUCAGAAACCAGAGGUGGGUCUGCACAGGCAGAGUUUGAGGCUCUAGACGAUGGUCCAGGUAAGAACGUGUGAUGAGGAGAAGGGAAUCAGCAGUGGGGCAUGGUAACAAUUGACAGAGUAGCAACAUUUGGAAUCUGAUGACAGAGAAAAUAUUUUGUUUGUCUGACUGAUGACACAAACAACGCCUGUGGUGAGGUGCUCCACUGGUCGAGGAAUAUGUGUGUGUUGGGAAUGGUUUUAUCUAUUGAGAGAGUUGUUUCUGCUUGUUUAUCCUGUAAUAUUAUAUCCGGAUGGUUAUUGUGGAUUGUCCUAUCUGAAAUAAUGUAUUGAUUAUCAUAUAAUCUGUAAGAUUUUGACUCUAAAACUGUAUCAGGCUUCAAUUUAUGCUGCCUUUAUGAAGUGAUGGAGGACAUUCAUGUGUUUGUAUUUCUAAGCAAUAUUUUUGUGAAUGAUAUCUGCCACUUGUUUGUACCUUUGUAAGUAAUCAGAUUGAGUUAAACUCUUGCAGGAUCCUGGAGUGCGUUGGACUGUGUCUGGUUUCUCUUGGCAUUUUCUGCACUUACUGCCUUGUUUGUUCGUAUUUCAAGUAUUUCUCAUUUUUUUUUCUCUCUUUCUUUUGUUAACAACAUUGUCCUGUAUUUCUGCAAGGAACCCCUCUGUUUCUGGGAAGAAGUCGCCAACUCUCAGUCAGGCGCUCGAUGCUUCCUUGUCACCAUCUAGUCUGCUCAGAUUGUUGGGAUGUCUCCCAUGGAGGGUCAUUCUCUUUCCGUUUGUUAAUGUUUUCUUCCAUAGUGAUGACUCAUUUUUCUGAGUUGGCCUCUCAUUGAAGUUUUCUGGUCUGUAUUUCUAUUCACGAUUGCAUGUACACACAUGGAGUGCUGUAUCCUGUUCAUUUUUGAUGAAAAUAUAUACUUAGAGGUUU